Messenger RNA from Paramecium octaurelia, 1549 nucleotides. The record is from the annotation of a GenBank genome assembly. NCBI's taxonomy places the organism in Eukaryota, Ciliophora, Oligohymenophorea, Peniculida, Parameciidae.
AUGAAUUAAGACAUUUAUAUCAAAAAACAAUGGUUCAUAAAGAGUCGAGAGGGGAAGGUCGAGGAUUAUUACAUUUUGGACACCAAAGUGAUAUUCUGAGUCUAAUAUUUAGGAACUCUCCUCCGGUUCGUUUGGAAAGGUUUACUAAGCCAAAGCCAAACUCUUGAAAAAUGAUCCGAUGAGGGCUGUGAAGGUGAUUCCAAAGAGACUGAUUGAAAACAAGGACAGAUUCCUUUAGGAAGUAGAGAUUCUGAGAAAUCUGGAUCAUCCAAAUAUUAUCAAGCUGUAUGAGACUUUUGAGGAUGUUCGGAACAUCUAUUUGGUCAUGGAGUAUUUUUGUUGAGUUGACAUCAAUUAGACUUUGCACUGGUGGCGAAUUAUUCGAUUAAAUCGUUACUCAUGGUUAUCUAAGUGAGAAGGAUGCACAACAAGUGUUCAUUCAAAUCAUGAGAGCCAUCUCCUAUUGUCACAGCAAAGGCAUUGCUCAUCGAGAUUUGAAACCUGAGAAUUUCCUGUAUUACGAUGACAAGCCAGGAAGUCUGUUGAAGGUGAUUGAUUUUGGAUUGUCUCGCGUAUUCAGACAAUCAGGUUAACAGGAGAAAUAAAUCAUGAAGAGUAGAACUGGCUCAGUAAAUUUCCUCACUUGCUAUCAUAGGCCUACUAUAUAAGUCCAGAAGUACUCGAUGGUUAGUAUGAUGAAUUGUGCGAUGUCUGGUCAGCUGGAGUCAUUCUCUUCAUUUUGCUUACAGGAAUACCGCCAUUCAACGGGAAUAGCGAUGGAGAAAUCGUUAAACAAAUCCGAACCGGCAAGUUGAACCUAGAUAUAAAGGAGUUGUAAGUCGUCUCUGAAAGUGCCAAGGAUCUUAUUUAGAAAAUGAUCUGUAAACAUUCUCAAAGAUUGAAUUCUUCACAGGUUUUGUAACAUGAAUGGCUACAGAAUCUCAAUUCGAACGAUUUAAAAUUGAGUCUUAAUUUUGAUUCAUUAAAGUAAUUCACUUAACAAAGCAAAUUGAAAAAAGUAUGAAGACAAUUCGUUAUUCAUAGAUUGUGUUAGCUUAGAUUGCAACUUAAGUGAGUUUGAAUGAGAUUGCUGAACUUAGCAAAUUAUUCUAAAGUCUAGACAAAGAUGGCAAUGGACAAUUGAGUUUUGAGGAAUUCAAAAAUGGAUUCAAGGAAAAGAAAAAUGAUUUGUUGCAAUACUUCGAAGCUAUUGAUACUGACUCAUCGGGGUCAAUCGAUUAUAAUGGUUUUGAUAAUUGAUUUUUUAUUCCUAUAGAAUUUAUAGCAGCCAUGAUGGAGAGGACAUUCUAUUUGAAAUAAGAUAAAUUGUUGCAAGCUUUUCAAACUUUUGAUCUAGAUAACGAUGGCAAAAUCACUGCUUAAGAAUUGAAAAAAGUACUUGGAGGUAUAAAUAUAUAUAUAAUUAGACAACGAUUAUUAUAAUAAAAUUGAUUCUAAGUUUUGGGAAUCCUUAGUCAAGGAUGGAGACUUUGAUGAAGAUGGAAAAAUCGACUAUUUGGAAUUUGUUGAAAUGAUGAGUGAUUUAUGA